Myripristis murdjan (pinecone soldierfish) is the source of this 4432-nucleotide messenger RNA. It is a transcript of the gene agbl5, whose product is annotated as AGBL carboxypeptidase 5. Lineage: Eukaryota; Metazoa; Chordata; Actinopteri; Holocentriformes; Holocentridae. The coding region runs from base 459 to 3359 and encodes 966 amino acids. Gene Ontology annotation, molecular function: zinc ion binding; metallocarboxypeptidase activity. Gene Ontology annotation, biological process: proteolysis; protein deglutamylation. The record is from RefSeq and is a predicted model, not a curated record. The transcript is spliced from 17 exons.
CCCCACCCACAAUUAUCUUCAGUGAUGAAUUUGAAUUCAACCAUAGACGAAAGGUCUAUCCAGUCUGUUUGGCCUUCGUAAUGAUUAUUAUAUUCAUCGUGUGAACAUAACUGACAUAAGUUGCUUUGUAUUGCUUUUUAUGGUUGAAAUCGGUGGUUUCUUCGUGUACUGAUACACGAAACUCUGACGCCAGGCGCGAAAUUCUGGAUCCAGUAAAUGCCAUUUUACUUGAUAUGUACGAGGAAGUUGAAGAGAACCGUUGUCCAGUGCAGUUCGUGUUUUUACGGGAAAUCCGAUGUUUUUGAACGCGACAUAAAGAGCUAUGGUUUAAAGACUGGGAAGGACGCUAAAAAGAAAAUGGACAUCGAUCGACUGUAGCCCAGCUGUCUCUGUCAGACUGGCUGGCAUUUAGCGAAGGAACUUUGGGGAAAGAGGUGGAAAGGCCACAGCUCAGAGUCAUGGAGGCCCGGUUUGGCAACAUGGUGUUCAGCUCCAGCUUCGACUCAGGGAACCUGGCACGUGUGGAGAAGGUCGACAGGAGCAAUUUGUGUCCUCCUGUUGAUGCGCCCUCUGCUGGGAGUGCCCCGUCAGGGCCCAGCAUCACCCCUGACUACGAGUUCAAUGUAUGGACACAGCCAGAUUGUGCUGGAACAGAAAAUGAAAAUGGAAACAGGUCAUGGUUCUACUUCAGCGUGCGGGGUGCAGUGCCCGGGAAGAUACUGAAGAUCAAUGUGAUGAACAUGAACAAACAGAGUAAGCUCUACAGCCAGGGCAUGGCUCCCCUGGUACGCACACUACCUGGCAAAACCCGCUGGGAGAGGGUCCGGGACAGACCCACCUUUGAGAUGGUGGAUAACCAGUUCAUCCUGUCGUUCACCCACCGGUUGUUGGAGGUGCGAGGGGCGACCACCUUCUUCUCCUUCUGCUACCCUUUCUCCUACAGCGAGAGCCAGGAGAUGCUGCAACAGCUGGACCAGAGUUAUCCCAACGCUGCUCAGCUCAGUCCUAGCAGUCCUCCAGGCAGUGUGUAUUACCACAGGGAGCUUCUGUGCCACUCUCUGGAUGGGAACAGGGUAGACCUGCUUACUGUGACCAACUGCGGUGGGAUGCAGGAGGAGAGAGAGCCUCGCCUGUCCAAGCUGUUCCCCGACACCAACACCCCCCGACCACACCGCUUCUCCAGCAAAAGGGUGUUUUUCCUCAGUAGCCGAGUGCACCCUGGGGAGACUCCCUCAGCCUUUGUGUUUAAUGGCUUCCUCAACUUCAUCUUGAGAAAAGACGACCCGCGAGCUCACGCACUUAGAAACAUGUUUGUCUUCAAGCUCAUUCCAAUGCUCAACCCAGAUGGGGUGGUCCGUGGGCACUAUAGGACUGAUUCCAGGGGUGUCAACUUGAACAGACAGUACUUGAACCCCAGUCCUGAGCUGCACCCUUCCAUCUAUGCAGCCAAAACACUGUUGCUCUACCACCACACGCACAACCGCCUGCACAACACAGUGCAGAGCAGCCCCAUACACACAUCAACCAUUCCCCUCAACUCCAAACCCACCAAUCAGCACCAAGGUCUCCCACUCACUGCCAUGGAAGUCAGCCUGAACCAACGAAACACAGAGAAGGAUGCUGAUCCCGCCCAGCCGGAUGUUCCAAUGGUAACAGAGGAGAACGCCUGGACCACCUCGGAAAUGGGGAAGGGCGACCAGAACAGUUCGUCAAGCUCCUCAGAGACGGUGGCCCCAGCUACUGUAGAGGAGUCAGUCACACAAGAGGAGGAGCAGGAGCCCGUCCCGCCCCAAGAGGGAGGCGUGGCCUAUUAUGUGGACUUGCAUGGCCAUGCCUCCAAACGGGGAUGCUUCAUGUACGGAAACAGCCUUUCUGACGAGAGCCAGCAGGUAGAGAACAUGUUGUACCCAAGGCUUAUCGCCGUGAACUCUGCCCACUUUGAUUUCCUGGGCUGUAACUUCUCCGAGAAGAACAUGUAUGCCAGAGACAAAAGGGAUGGCCAAUCUAAAGAGGGCAGCGGACGGGUGGCCAUUCACAAAGCUAUAGGGCUGCUGCACAGCUACACUUUGGAGUGCAACUACAACACAGGAAGAACAAUGAACACCAUUCCACCUGCCUGCCACGACAAUGGACGGGCAACACCCCCGCCACCCCCAUCAUUCCCCCCAAAAUAUACUCCAGAAAUAUUUGAACAGGUGGGACGCGCGGUGGCCAUCUCGGCCCUGGACAUGGCGGAGUGUAACCCCUGGCCACGGCUGGUGCUGUCAGAGCACAGCUGCCUGACGAACCUCCGUGCUUGGAUCCUCAAGCACGUCCGCAACACCAAAGGCCUGUCCACGCACAUCCACGCUCAUGCUCCGCCGCGGAUAACCCACAGCUGCAGCAAGGCCUCACCUCCAAAGAGCUUCAACAACUCUCUGUCCAGCUCGGCGUCGGAGAACACCCUGAGUCGUGUCCGCUCCAACAGCCACAGUAGCAGCAGCCAGACGCCGUCGCCCAAGAUUCACACCUCGCCCAGCUUCACUUUCGGCUGCCCUCCGGCCCGAACGCACGCACAGCACAACACACACACUGGCGUCCGUGGAGGCAACAAGACACUUGGCCCAGUCAGGGAUGGUAAGCCUCAGGAGAAGAGACGCACCCCCCACCACCGCUCCGUCCUCCGAUCUCCCAGCAACAGCCACACACCCGCCCGCCCCCCACUCUCACCCCCUUCCUCCUCCUCGUCCUCGUCCUCCUCAGUGUGCGCAGCGGGCUCCUGUCCGCUCCCGGCCUCCGUCAGCAUGACAGGCCUCAGCUGCCCAGACUUUCAGGCUGGUGGACCCAGUUCACUGGGUCGAUCUAAGAGGCCUUUCCCCAUGCGGCCUGCGCGAGGUGGGAGAGUGGGACGGUCUCUUACCUUCACUCAUCACCCUACAGAGGCAUCCACAGAGACUGCUAGAAAUAUGGGGCCCGAUCACAUCCUUUCCUCCAUCGAAUUCAGCAAGUGUGAGCUGCAGCCUCGGAUAAGCCGCAUUCCCAUCCGUAGGGUGGGGUCAACUGAAACACCACCCACAAGUGACACUAACACCUCCCCCUCUAGUCAUAACCCCACCAUUUCUGGAGUCAAGGAGGAAUCAGCCACCAUGAGGGUGUGGAAACUUAUCAAACCUGGCCUCCGCCGACACCUGUCACUGUCAGGUUUAUCUGGAAAAGAAGGCCCCAUACAGCUAGCCUCCAAAGCACUGAUGAAGGGCACAGACAGGAGUUUUCUAUAUAGAGGAGAUGCUAUCAUGGAAACUGCGCCAGAGACAGAGGAAAAAACACAACAGGAUGAGGGAAAUCCAGUGAUCUCGCUGUCUGAACCUGUGAAUGGAUGAGACAGCGACCCUGUGUGGAGAGGCUGAGGAACCGCAUCUGUCCUUUCAGAUUCACUGAUGCCUAUAUGCCUGCUUUUGGCUGCUUACUACCAGGCAAAAUGACCAUAUCAUGAUUAAAACCGUUUAAAACUAAAAAAACAAAUAUCAAGAAAAUGAGGACAGGAUGUUGCUGUAACAAGAGGCAACUUUAAGAGCAUGGUACAUGUGCAAUGGGGUUUUUUUAACUUUUAUUUAUCCAGGCAGGGCUUCCUGAAUAUGCUUUGUUUGAGCAGAGUCCUGCUUUAAAUUUUUAUCUGUCAGCUACCCAGUGCAGUCUGUCUUCUACAGCUCCACUGGAGCAGCUGGGGGUGAAGUAAGUGCCUUGCUCCACACCACCACAGUGGUACCUGUUUAGGGUAGGUAGGAGGCACACAUUCACUUUCCCUAUCCAGAAUAUCCAGACUGAUCAACAGACUUGAAAUAUAGGGCCCUCCUGGUCGCAAGCCUUUAACAUUAUGGCUACAGUCACCAACAUUGUACCUCUUGUUUGUGCUCUUGUAAGUUUUGAAGUUCCCUCUUUGGAAGUUGUUUCAAAUGCACUGUGACCUAUACUGUUUUGCACUGUUAAGUACCUAUUAUUCCGGAUGGACACUCACACCGAGAGCACAGACCUUUACUCAUAGCGGUAAGCACGGCAGCACCUUCAAAACUUUGUCUUUUUAAACUGUGACAUUUUCUUUUUAAAGUGUGGCAUUUAAAAAAAAAGGGAGUGAAUUGUUUAUUUCCUGUGUUUCCUCCAGUGUGGCAAGAAAUUUUGUUUAUCAAAUUAUAUACCUCCACUUUCCCUAUCACACAUUCCUUUGAAGCUUUAUGGCUCAAGAGCACACUUAUCAUAGUAAUAGAUCCUUUAUAAUAAGACAAAUACUAUUUUAUGUAAGGAAAAGUGUGUUGCAAGCUUCUUCUUGUGCCCAUUUUAAUGUGAUACUCAUAUCUUCAACACAAUGACAAGUGGACCAGUCUUUACCAAAUUAAUGAUCUUGUGACUGACAUAAUUAUGUGUUUGAACUUGAAAUAAAUUUUCUGAUGUGACUGUA